Bacillus rossius redtenbacheri is the source of this 273-nucleotide messenger RNA. RefSeq names its product pro-corazonin-like. The transcript is spliced from 2 exons. Gene Ontology annotation, biological process: positive regulation of heart contraction. The record is from RefSeq and is a predicted model, not a curated record. NCBI's taxonomy places the organism in Eukaryota, Metazoa, Arthropoda, Insecta, Phasmatodea, Bacillidae. Bases 1 to 273 code for a protein of 90 amino acids. Gene Ontology annotation, molecular function: corazonin receptor binding.
AUGGCGCUCCACACGUCUCUGCUGCUGGUGCUGGCGUGCAUGGUGGGGGUCGUGCUGGCGCAGACCUUCCAGUACUCGCACGGCUGGACCAACGGCCGCAAGAGGUCCGGCGGCUCGCCGAGGCUCGAGGAGCCCGUGGUGGAGAGGGCGGAGCCCCGGGAGGGCGACCCCGACCCCUGCCAGGCCGCCUGGGUCAAGUACGUGGUGGCGGAGCGCGACGGUCAGCAGAUGUACAUCCCCUGCAUGCUGUGGCGGAACCUGAGGGAACAGUAG